Solanum pennellii is the source of this 785-nucleotide messenger RNA. RefSeq lists its product as uncharacterized. The transcript is spliced from 2 exons. The coding region runs from base 389 to 736 and encodes 115 amino acids. The record is from RefSeq and is a predicted model, not a curated record. NCBI's taxonomy places the organism in Eukaryota, Viridiplantae, Streptophyta, Magnoliopsida, Solanales, Solanaceae.
UGUCAUUUGGUAUUACAUACGCAAAAGAGCCAAGUACUCCAACUCCGAUAACAAUGAAUUCAGCUUUAUUACUGUGGAUUGCAAUUUCAAUAAACUAAUUGCAAAUGUGUGGGAUGCUUAUUACAAUUUGGAUAGUACAGUCAAUAAGGAGAGUAUAGAGGAGUCCAUUAUUGAGUACAUUAAUGGAUACAUAAUUCAUGUUGCUGCACCUUGACAUACCGUUGAUAACAUCCUUAUCCCUGUUAACAUCGAGCAGAUAUUUCAUUGGGUUCUUAUCGUUGUGUCUUUUAAUGAGAGAUGUAUACAUGUCUAUGAUUCUCUUAGAGGUGGUUCACUACACAAUUCGUCAGUUUCAAAUGAGAUCAAGAAAUAUGUACAACUGAUUCCCAUGUAUCUAUCUAAAUCUGGUUUUUACAAGAAGAAAGGCAUUAACAUAUCGUCACAUCCGAAAUACAAGUCGCAUUCUGAAGUUGACUCUUUUGAAAUUAUACAUGUCAAUGAUAUAACACAACAACAUGAAGGAAGCCUCGAUUGUGGACUAUAUGUUGCUGCUUAUGCAGACCAUAUCAGUAAGGGGAAUUUGGUUCCAACAUUUGAUCCAGAUUUUACCCGUAUUCAAUACGCGUCUUUGUUGUGGAAUUAUGGAAUGCAAAAAAUCCAAGCUGAGCCAACAGUGACAGUGAGGCACCAGAAAGGCCAGUCAGGAUUCAUAGGGAUGUUGAUAUCAGUGACAUGAUCACAAUUGAUUAGAACCGUAAUACUAGAUUUAUGUAUUUUUGAAUAUG